Molecule: messenger RNA, 957 nt
Organism: Acanthoscelides obtectus
Lineage: Eukaryota; Metazoa; Arthropoda; Insecta; Coleoptera; Chrysomelidae
Source: the annotation of a GenBank genome assembly
UGUACCUUCGCGACCGCCGAACGCCCUUCGGCACGGCGUCGCGUGUUUUCAAACAAACCGGCGGCAGUCCAGCGCGAAUCGUCUGUUUCGAAGGUGGAGUAUCGUCUCAGCGCGUUGGAAAACGAGACCCGCGUGUUUGUGAGUGCGCCCCAUAAUAUGGAAGAAGAGCUGUGUUGUCCGGCGUGCAAGCAGUUGUACGCCCAGCCCGUGCUGCUGCCUUGCAGCCACAGCUUGUGCUUGCAUUGCGCCUUGCACCAGCAGCAACCCCCAACAACCAACCACCAAACGGCCGCCCCCGCCGGGGCGGCACAACCGAUUGCCCAGGGGGCUGCUACUGCUGAAAACGCGGAAAGUGUCGCAUCCGGCAGUUCCGGGGAUUAUCAGGAGAGCGACAAGUUGUCCGUGCUCAGCGAGGCCGACAGUGGAGUUGUCUGCACUUCUAGGCCUAAUAGUUACGUAGGCACUCCGAACGGACUUCUAUAUCCAAGCGCGGCCUUGUGCCUGGCCUGCCCCGUCUGCCACAAACUGGUCUACUUCGACGAGAACGGUGCUCACAACCUGCCCAAAUACCGUGUCAUGCAAACCAUCGUCGACAAAUACAGCGAGUCGAAGAACAUCACCCUAAAGUGUCAAAUGUGCGAAGUGGAACCGGCCAAAGACGCGACGGUCGCAUGUGAACAGUGCGCGGUCCUUUACUGCGACGCCUGUCGCGAAUCGUGCCACCCUGCGCGCGGUCCGUUAGCUAAGCACGUCCUAUCCGAGCCCAGAAGGAGUGGGGGUAUGGGCGGAGCAAAAGCGGGCGGAGUCUGUCCCGACCACCCCGAGGAGGCGUUGAACAUGUACUGUUUGGUGUGCAAGGUGGGCGUGUGCGGACAUUGCUUGGUGGACUCCAGGCAUACUUCGCAUGACGUGCAGCCGUUGGCGGUCAUGUGCAAAGCUCAAAAGGUGAGUCUAUAA